Molecule: messenger RNA, 619 nt
Organism: Rhagoletis pomonella (apple maggot)
Lineage: Eukaryota; Metazoa; Arthropoda; Insecta; Diptera; Tephritidae
Exons: 2
Coding region: 1-447 (148 amino acids)
Source: RefSeq, a predicted model, not a curated record
AUGGGGAUCUGCGCUACCGAAACAAUCAAGGAAAGCCCGAUCAAAGACCAAAACAUUGAUAUACGCCUCAACCCCUCGCUUGGAAAAGCACGGUUUCUACAACAACAAUCUUUGGACGACUCUAUGCCAAGUCAAACAGCGAAUGAUGUGGAGAUUAUUGAGGGUGCAGAGAUUGAAAAUACACUUGAUUGGAGCUCAUGGAAUCCAACUAGUUUGCGGACGAAAAAAGCUAAUAAGCUGGAGGUCAAAUCAGAGCAGAAAAAAAAUAAGACCAUUCCCGAUUCCUAUCAUUUGUUUUGGGAGGAAGAAAACAAAAGGGCGGUAGACAAGCAUGCAAUGGCGAAAGAAAAGCAUACACUCGAAGUAAAAGAAGCUCAGAUGAAAUUAGAACUUUUGCAAAUAGAAAUUGAUUAUAAGAAACAUAGAAGUUCUAGUCAACUGCUUUAAUCUAUAUCUAUUUCUAAAAGUUAUAAUUUCAUAUUAGAUGUGGUGUUCUGCCGCUGCUUAUAUUGAGAGCAGAAGUUUUAUACUGCUUUUUCUUUCAAAGUUGCAAUUUACAAAAACCCUUUCUAGAAAUUUUAAUUACAAUGUUUAUAAUUGGUAUGAAAAGUUUAUAAAA